AUGCGCGGCCUCACGCUGAGCCAGUUUCGUAGUAACAGAGCCCAGAAUUUCGGUCAGUGGUGUCGGUAUGCGGAUGACACCUUCGUCGUUAUCGAACGGGAUCAGGCACUGCAAUUCAAAGAACAACUCAACGCCGUCCUCCUGGACAUUAAAUUCACGACGGAGGAGGAGAAAAACAACCAGCUGGCCUUCCUGGAUGUCCUCUUCUGCCGCAACAGUUGA
Spirometra erinaceieuropaei is the source of this 222-nucleotide messenger RNA. The record is from the annotation of a GenBank genome assembly. NCBI's taxonomy places the organism in Eukaryota, Metazoa, Platyhelminthes, Cestoda, Diphyllobothriidea, Diphyllobothriidae.